AUGCAACUUUUCUCAGUCACCGCAGCUAUUUCCCAAUCUGCUUUUUCUCAAAACAGCGCGUAUACAUCCCAAUCUUCCAUGUCUUGCGCAUCGUCGCUAUAUGAAUCGGCCCGAUCUAGAGCUCCAUCUAGAUUUUCAGCAUCACCCGCUCACGAAUUAAUGCGCUCGAAGCAGCGUCCAUUCCAAUCCAUGGAAAGCUGUAAAUUUAGUGAUGAUAUUUUGGCUAGCGCUACAUACCUUCGUCCUAGCUCUCAGAUCAUGCAUAAGCAACCUUGUGGUAUAACCGCCCAGCGAAAGACCGUAUCGUAUUAA
Batrachochytrium dendrobatidis JAM81 is the source of this 312-nucleotide messenger RNA. RefSeq lists its product as uncharacterized. Bases 1 to 312 code for a protein of 103 amino acids. The record is from RefSeq and is a predicted model, not a curated record. The transcript has a single exon. NCBI's taxonomy places the organism in Eukaryota, Fungi, Chytridiomycota, Chytridiomycetes, Rhizophydiales.